CUGUCAAGUAUAGUGAUAGUGUCAUAUUCAUACAUCUGAUUUGUGCGUUGUUUUUCUGUUUAUCACAAUUAUUAUAUUAUUAAUUAAGAUUUGCUUUAAACUUCCAUUAUUUUUAUGCUUAAACGGAAAACAUGGCGUCUAUUCAGGACGUUUUAAGUAGCGUAAUAGAUAGGAAAGAUGAUAUCUGUUGCUUAUGCCUAAAUCAAUUGUAUGUCGACCCGAUACGAUUGAACUACGAAGUUGUUAUGAAUGUUAAUAACUAUGAGUACGAGACGGUAAUGGAAGAAGUUAUAACAUUCGUCUUUAAUGAACAGAUGUGCAGUUACAUAAAGGCAAUUGACACACUAUGCCAGGACUGCACAAAUACAGCAAUAAGUUGCUACAAAUUCAUGCAAACAUGUCAGAAGAAUUCUGAAUAUCUUACAAAUGUUUUUGAGGGUAUUGCAAACAGUUUUGAAUACACCACCGAUGAACAAGACAGCAAAUCACUGUAUGUUUCUCUAAAUCUUGAAGAUUUCACCAGUAAACAGUUUUAUGACACAAAACGCGGCGCUACCGACAGAAAAGCUGCGCUACGUCAUUUCCGCGCAUUAGAUCGUAAAAGCAAAAUAAACGAAGACAUUUAUCUCGAAAAAUUAAAACAAGAAAAAGCAGCAAAGACUUCAGAUAAGAAAAAAUCGAAGAAUACUAGAAGCAGUAUUUCAACCAGCAGAAGGAGUGCUGAUGGGGUCAAAGUAAAAUGUAAAGAGUGUAAUAAGACUUAUCCAUCAUCUUGGAACUUGAGAAACCAUUACAUAAGGGUACAUGCCCCUAAAACCUUCAAAUGUCCAGAAUGCCCUCGCAGUUAUGGCUCGGCAGCUUAUUUAGAAGCUCACAAAACUGAGAGUCAUUGCACAGUAGUCUGCAGUGAAUGUGGCAAAACAUUUUAUAAUCGACAUACUUUGAAAAUGCAUGAGCUGGGCCAUCAUCUUAGCUUGGUUUGCCAAGACUGUGGAAGAGUUUACAAGAAUAAAUCCACCUUCAAAAAACAUGUUGAUCUAAACAUUUGUGGUCAAAAAACUAGAGCAAGUCCAUCAGAGGGCAAGUACACCUGUGAUUAUUGCAAUAAGAAAUAUACCCAGAAGGUUUCUUUACGAGUGCAUAUCCAGUAUGAACAUGGUAAUUAUCAGGCUCAUGUAUGUUCAUUUUGCAAUAAGAAAUUUUGGGCGCAGAGUCGUUUGAAAGCUCACAUGGUGAAACACACUCGUGAGAAGAAUUUUAACUGUUCUAUAUGUGGAGGAAAGUUCGUAUCCAAGGAGUCUCUUCUGUAUCAUACAAGGACUCACACUGGUGAGAAGCCAUACAAAUGCCCUCACUGUGACGCAAGGUUUCUAUCAGCAUCCCGUAGAUCUGACCAUGUCAAACGGCACCAUUUGGGUGCUACACUUGAAUGCGAAACUUGUCACAGCAAAUUCUCUUCUAGAACAUUCCUUUUAAAGCAUAAAAAGACACAUUCAAAAUGCGAAGUUAAAAUGAAUUUCAAUACUGAAGUUACAUCAACAGAAACUAACUUUGAAAGUCAACAAAACACUGCUAUGAAAAUUGAAGAAUCUGCAGUGCUAUGGAAGAUUAAUAAAGUUGAAGAAGAAGAGCCUAGUUUUCAGGAAAUAAUGGAUUGUGAAGUUGAUUUAAAUUUUGAGAACAAAGUGUAUGAAAAUGAGGAUGGGAAAGUGUAUUUGGAAGUUUCCGAUGAUGCUGAUGAAUAUAUGAAGAUGUUAAGUUCUCAGUAAAAUUGAGAGUCCUUGCUUUAAGGGGAUUGGUGCAGUAAGACUGAUUAACUGAAUAAAUAUUGUAUCAACAGAUUAAAAUAAUAAUCGUUUAAAAGUAGAUUAAGUUGUUUCACAUUCUAUGUGAAAACAAAUUUAAGUGAUUUCAAAGAAAUUUGACACUAGUCUAUGUUCUAGCCUUUUUCACUUUCACGUUCGGCUGCCUUGGUCUACGAGGUCUUGGUCUAAAUGAUUCAUAAAUAUAAACAUCAACCAAAGUGCUUGUUCAUUCCCUUUUGCCGGGGUUCAGAUAUAAUUGCCUGGAGGGUAUUUGCCCAAAAAAACGAAUGUUAUAAAUAUUGGACAUAUUAUUAGAAGCAUUUAUUUUAUGAAUGAAUAAAUAAAAACGGAUAAAAGUGAGGACUACUAAAUCUCUUGUCAUCUUUAUUUUUUAUAACCCAGAAAAAAAAAAACAAUUACCCAAUAUUUUUAGAUUUUUCAAGCACAUACCCAACUGACAAUUCUAUUCUAUCCUACAUUGUAGUUUAAAUUAUUAUAAUUAUAAGAUACUUAUUUGUAUUUAUUAUGCAUUUACUUGGUGUGUAUCUAACAAAAUUAUUGUCAGAAACUAUAAGUAUAUACCUUAGCCUUACCCUAUGUAUUGGAAAAACAUUUUGUAAGUAUUUAUUAUAAUAAAAUAUUAAUAAGUUUUAUAGAGAUAAGGAUGGUAGAGCUUUUUUAAAAAACGACUCUUUCACAAAAUGCAUUAUAUUAUUAUAUGAAACAGAAAUUUAAAAAAAGUCGAAACCAAUAUCUUCGACAGAAUCGCAAAAUCGCUUGUGUAUCCACUGUGUGCAAAUUCGUCACUACAUAAAGUGUAAAACGUUAACUUUUUUACAGAAUUAAAUUCCUUCAUAAGUAUUUCUUUUCUUCUUAUGUAUUUUAUUGACUAAUUAUAUUAUAUUCCAAUAACAUUAUACCUAAGCUGCAAUGUUUUAUAUUAAUGAAUAAACUCACUUUAAAAAAUAUAAA
Trichoplusia ni (cabbage looper) is the source of this 2777-nucleotide messenger RNA. RefSeq names its product zinc finger protein 809-like. Gene Ontology annotation, cellular component: nucleus. The record is from RefSeq and is a predicted model, not a curated record. Gene Ontology annotation, biological process: regulation of transcription by RNA polymerase II. The coding region runs from base 132 to 1769 and encodes 545 amino acids. Gene Ontology annotation, molecular function: DNA-binding transcription factor activity, RNA polymerase II-specific; zinc ion binding; RNA polymerase II transcription regulatory region sequence-specific DNA binding. The transcript is spliced from 2 exons. Lineage: Eukaryota; Metazoa; Arthropoda; Insecta; Lepidoptera; Noctuidae.